This is a messenger RNA of Apis florea (little honeybee), 2715 nucleotides long. Its product is annotated as TBC domain-containing protein kinase-like protein. Lineage: Eukaryota; Metazoa; Arthropoda; Insecta; Hymenoptera; Apidae. Gene Ontology annotation, biological process: regulation of GTPase activity; protein phosphorylation. The record is from RefSeq and is a predicted model, not a curated record. Gene Ontology annotation, molecular function: ATP binding; protein kinase activity; GTPase activator activity.
UAAUCAUGUAAAUAUUUAUUAAUUAUAUUUAAAUUUUGUAAAAAUUUAUAAAUAAAUCAAUCAAAAAUGUGUCCAGCACUUCUAGAAAAUGAAGAACGAUGUUUUGGUGGAAUGACAUUUUUUGCUCAAAGUCAUCCAGGUGAAGUUUGUGGUAGUAAUGGUUUACCUCUUACACCAAAUUCAAUAACUAUUUAUGGAAAAUCUCAAUUUUUAAAAACUAUUCAUCACCCAAAUUUAUCUACAUAUCUUGACAUAAUUAGAAGUAAACAUGAACGAAUAGUAGUAGUUGCAGAAUAUAAUGGAGAUCCAUUGAAUAACAAACAAAAUUUAAACAUAGAUGAUAUUAUAAAAAUAGCAUUUCAAUGUUUAUUAGGUUUACAACAUAUGAAUAUGUUAAAUUUAGUACAUAGACAUUUAAGUCCUGAAAAUAUAUUAAUUAAUAAAAGUGGAAAUGUACAAUUAUAUAAUUUUGGUUUAUACUAUAUGACGGAGAGUGGAAAAAAUGUAUCUUUUCCUAUUGGUUAUCCAAAAUAUACAGCACCUGAAGUAUUUUUAAGUCCUGGUGUCAGUAGUGCAAAAGUAGAUUCUUGGUCUUUAGGAAUGAUUAUUGCAGAAUUAUUAUUGACAAAGUCAAUGUGGUCAGGUGUAAAAUUAUCCCAAUGUUUACGAAAAGUUCUUAGUCUCAUUCAUUGUGAAACUUCUGUAUUUGAACGUCUUGCAAGAGAAACCAAUUGUUAUAACAUAUAUAAGGAUUUACCCGAUAAAGUAAAAGAAUUUGUAGAUUCUUGUCUCCAAAUUCAUCCUUCAAAACGAAAAAUACCAGAAGAAUUAUUAAAAUUGCCAAUAUUUAAAGAAUUUAUAUUAAUAAAUGAAAAAGAAAAGAAAAAAAGUCUAUACAAAAAUGUAAUUGUUAGGAAAAUGGAUGAAUUGUAUUAUUUAUGGCAAUUAGCAGGAGGAGAUAUUACUGUGGAAUUAAAGAAACAAGGACUUAUCAGAUCAAGACCACCUAUUUUAUCCAUUCCAAAUUUAGUAAUACUUUUAGGUCAAAUGUUUGGAAGGAGAGAUACAGCAGGUUUACUUGAUUUACGUGUUGUUAAAGUCCCUCUUGAUACAUUACGUCAACGUUUGUCUCAUAUUCCAUAUAUUGCAAAUUAUCCAUGGUUAACAAAUCAAAUGCAUGUUCAAUCACAAGAAGAUUUAAUAGAUGCUGCUUCUCAGUUACCUUUAAUCAUAAGGGAAAGAGAUACAGAAUAUCAAUUUUAUAGAAUUGUUUUAUAUGAUAGAUUGCUACAGGUAUAUCCAAUUACACAAGAAGUAAUUAUUAAAGAAGCACAUAAAGAUAUACCACCACCCGUUAGAGGAGCUGUUUGGGCAGCAUUACUUGGUAUCACUGGUGAUAUUCAAAAACGUUAUGAUAUGAUUGAUAAAGAAACACCUACUCAUACAGAUCGACAAAUAGAGGUAGAUAUACCAAGAUGUCAUCAAUAUAGUGAAUUAUUAUCAUCUGGUGCUGGUCACGAGAGAUUACAAAGAUUACUCAAAGCAUGGGUUCGAAAUAAUCCUCAUUAUGUUUAUUGGCAAGGAUUAGAUUCUUUAACAGCUCCAUUUCUUUAUCUUAACUUUAAUAACGAAGCUAGAGCAUUUGAAUGUUUGUCUGCAUUUAUACCAAAAUAUCUUCACAAAUUCUUUUUAAAAGAUAAUUCAGCUAUUAUACAAGAAUAUUUAGGAAAAUUUUCACAAAUCAUAGCUUUUCAUGAUCCUCAAUUAGCUAAUCACCUUAGAUCAAUUAACUUUGUACCAGAAUUAUUUGCUAUUCCAUGGUUUCUAACAAUGUUUUCACAUGUUUUUCCACUUCAUAAAAUACUCCAUUUAUGGGAUAAACUCUUAUUAGGAGAUUCUUCAUUUCCACUUCUUGUUGGAUUAGCUAUAUUGAAACAACUGCGAGAUUCUCUUUUAACUUCAGGUUUUAAUGAAUGUAUUCUUUUAUUUUCUGAUCUUCCCGAAAUUGAUAUAGAACUAUGUGUUAAAGAUUCUAUGAUGAUGUAUCAAAAUACACCACCUAGUAUUACUUAUAGAAAACAUCAAUUUAAUCAACCAAAGGAUAUAAAUUGGUCUGAAUUGGAACCUGGGACUGAAAAAAUGCCAAGAAUUUCUGUUGAUGAUUUUUUAGAUUUAUUAGAUAAUUGUCCUGAGAAAUUGAUAGCUGUAGAUGUACGUAAUAAUAUACAAUUUGAAAGAGGUGCUGUAAUAGGUAGUAUUAAUAUUCCAUUUACAAGUGUACAACUUUCUCUAACUCAUAUUGAAACCCUUGGACCACAUGCAAAACCACUCGUAGAAAAUAAAAAUAGUAUUGUUGUAAUUAUUGGACCCCAUGAUCAAAAUAAUGCAUUGUUUGCAGAUUUCUUAGUAAAAUGUGAAAUUAUGGGUGUAUGUUCUUUACAAGGAGGAAUUUCUGCUUUACGGAUGAAAUAUCCAAAUGUUAUAGUAGCAGCGCGUUAAAAAAAGAUAUUUAUAAUAUAAAAAAUGAUAUACAUAUUUGUACAUAUUUAACAAUUUUUAAUAUAAAUUAUCCUAAAUUAUUUCUGUAUUAGAAAAUUAUAAAAUUUGUAUAUAUAUAAAUAUUAAUUUUAUUUAUAUGUUUUAAUAGUUUAUUUGAUUAUAUUAUUUUUAUGAGAUUAUUAUUGUUAAAUUUUCAAUCAUUAAAUUUUUAUUAUA